Messenger RNA from Dendronephthya gigantea, 1982 nucleotides. RefSeq names its product nanos homolog 1-like. Gene Ontology annotation, molecular function: zinc ion binding; mRNA binding. Lineage: Eukaryota; Metazoa; Cnidaria; Anthozoa; Malacalcyonacea; Nephtheidae. Bases 183 to 932 code for a protein of 249 amino acids. The record is from RefSeq and is a predicted model, not a curated record. The transcript has a single exon. Gene Ontology annotation, biological process: oogenesis; negative regulation of translation. Gene Ontology annotation, cellular component: perinuclear region of cytoplasm.
GUCAUUGUAGUGUGGUCCUGCUGUGAACUGGAAAUAUUCGCAUUUCCCGCAAUCGUAAUCUGAAGAGGCUCAGCGAAGGCGACGAUAUUGCUUUGGAGUUAACAACUGUCAUCAAGUUGACGGUCCGCAAGGCGAGCGUGUGUCGAAGUAACCGAGGAUAGACAACUUACGAUCCAAGAAGAAUGUCGUUGAGUGAACUAGUUUUGAAGACCCUAAUGCCAAGUAACUUUCUCGAUUCGGACGACGAUGAUGCGAAAUCGAUAACGGACAGUGUCUCGGGGCUUAACAAGAAUGAGUUCAAUGUGUUUAAUGAUUACUUCGGACUGAUAAAUCUCGUGCAAAAGUGCAAACAAAACGCCAUUCCGAGUAGCGAGAUGGGCUUUUUCGAAGUCGAUGAGUUCAGCAGAUUUCCUCGGCGCGAUCGGUUCGACAGUAUCGACUCGGAGAAUUCGUCUUCUGGCAGCUGCGAUUCCUUCACAGAUUUGGGAUUGACUGUUGGCGACACCAGUGGCUUUCAACCAUUUCCCAACGCGAGUACAUUUCCUGGUAGUGGCAGUACAUAUCGACGAAGGGCUGAUUCCUUGACAAGCUUGUCUCGUCGCGGGAAGGGAACAACAGCAACGUCAAGUCUCCCUCGUGCUUUUAAUACUCCGUCGGCAAAUCUACCUCAAGUUUGUGUGUUUUGUCGUAACAACGGGGAGCCUGAAGAGCUAUAUUCAUCGCACGUUUUAAAAGGUCCUGAUGGCAAAACAACCUGUCCGAUCUUGCGAGCGUACACAUGCCCUAUCUGUAAAGCAAGUGGGGGUGAUUCUCACACGAUCAAGUACUGCCCUCAAAACCAACAACCUGCGCCAGUAUUUGUGAAUGGAGCACAAGUUACUCGUGUGGGACCACGGCCAAAUCGCACUGUCGGACACAGAAAGACCCGCUGAUGUGAUCCGUCGCUGAUUUUUACAUGACGAAAGUCACAGUGAGGGUAAUAAAGCUUAUAGCAAUAAACUCUUGAGGACUUUUACAACCACAAUAUCGCAUUAUGAUCGCCAGAGCUUAUUGCUGGCUAAGCUUUUUUAUUGAACUCGAGAAUUUUAAGCGAUAAAUGAAAUUUUAAAUCUUGAGAAUAUUUUGAAAUUAUUUAGCCUUUUUUAUAUAUUUAGUUACUGUAAGUAUAACAAUUUGUAGCUCGGAUUUUAGGGCACAACAUGCGGUUUUGUAAAGCAAGUAUAAAGCAUGUAUAAUUGAACAUAUCUUUGAAGUGUUUUGCCUUGGAGGCCUAUAGAGCUUUCCGCUUGUGAAACUAAUUCGAUAUCCGCUCAUUGACUUUUCCAAGAGUCGGCAAUAUUAUUGUAUUUAAAAUUUUUAUAAUAAUUUGAAUGAUACUAGGUACCGUUGUUUUGAAAGUAGAGAGGUAUAUAUACUCUACUAAAAUGACCUACAUUGAAUAUUUGAAAUAUAAGAGUUCGUUAGAUAAUUGGCAAACAUAAGUUUAUUUAUUCACUUCUAAAAUUUCAUAAUGUAAAUUCCUUAGGAUGUCUGCUUUGUGUCAGUAACUUUGAUCGCUUUGAUUUCUCUGCAGUUAUUGAACACGAUCGUUCUGUCUUUUGAAAAAGCGGCUCUUUUGAACAGUGAAAUAAAUAACCAAAAUUUUAUUGUUGCAAACUACAACGAUUUCGAUGAGUUUUUAUGUACAGACUUUGCACCGCACUAAGGAAGUGAAAUAAUAUAUGAUAGAAAUUUUGUAUUGAAGAAUUGUUGUAAACUUUAAAUAUUAAUGUUAGAAUUUUAUUGAUAUCAUGUUUUGUAAAAUAUUGACAAUACUUUUUAUUGAGUUAUGUAGGGGCAAUCUUUAACUGUUUGAACUCUUUUAGAAGACCCAGUUUAACUUUUUAUAAGAGAAUUUAUAUAAGAAAUGAAUUGUUGUUAAACAGGAAAUAAAGGUAAAUUUUGUAAUAUGGUAAAUGCCUUCGCUUUCGUUCAAAUAAAUA